This is a messenger RNA of Lepus europaeus (European hare), 781 nucleotides long. It is a transcript of the gene MGMT, whose product is annotated as O-6-methylguanine-DNA methyltransferase. The transcript is spliced from 5 exons. The record is from RefSeq and is a predicted model, not a curated record. Gene Ontology annotation, cellular component: nucleus. Gene Ontology annotation, biological process: DNA repair. Lineage: Eukaryota; Metazoa; Chordata; Mammalia; Lagomorpha; Leporidae. Gene Ontology annotation, molecular function: methylated-DNA-[protein]-cysteine S-methyltransferase activity. Bases 79 to 738 code for a protein of 219 amino acids.
ACCCGAGCAGCGCGCGCUCCUGUGUCGCAGCUCGCAGGACUCGCGGUCCGCGCCUUUUGCAACUUGGAACGUGGCGGCAUGGACGAGACUUGUGACCUGAAGUACAAGACGCUGGCCAGCCCUCUGGGGGCAAUAGAGCUGUCCGGGUGCGAGCGAGGUCUGCACAGGAUAAGGCUCCCAGGCAAGAAGACCCCAGAAGCUGACCCUGCAGAGGCCCCCGCUCCCCCUGAAGGUCUCGGAGGCCCGAAGAGAACGCCGGAGCCCCUGGUGCAGUGCGAGGCCUGGCUGCACGCCUACUUCCACGAGCCUUCGGCCAUCCCCGAGCUGCCCGUGCCUGCUCUCCAUCAUCCCGUUUUCCAGCAAGAUUCAUUCACCGGACAGGUGUUGUGGAAGCUGCUGAAGGCUGUGAAAUUCGGAGAAGUGGUUUCUUACCAGCAAUUAGCAGCCCUGGCAGGCAACCCCAAGGCUGCCCGGGCCGUGGGAGGAGCCAUGAGGAGCAACCCCGUCCCCAUCCUGAUCCCGUGCCACAGGGUGAUCUGCAGCAGCGGAGCCGUGGGCAACUACUCCGGAGGAGGCCUGGCUGUGAAGGAAUGGCUUCUGGCCCACGAAGGGCGCCAGGAAGUGAAGCCAGCCUGCAGGGGCGGCUCGGGCCCAGCCAGGACCUGGCUAGGGGUGGCCGGCGGCAGCACCGGCUGCCAGCAGGCUGGCCAAGAUGGAGCGAGUGGCUGGGGCAAGUGAAGGCAGCCUGCGUCGGGAGGUGGUGGGGGUAUGCCUGGGGGCC